Molecule: messenger RNA, 5838 nt
Organism: Amyelois transitella
Lineage: Eukaryota; Metazoa; Arthropoda; Insecta; Lepidoptera; Pyralidae
Product: secernin-3
Exons: 6
Coding region: 234-1433 (399 amino acids)
Biological process (GO): proteolysis
Molecular function (GO): cysteine-type exopeptidase activity; dipeptidase activity
Source: RefSeq, a predicted model, not a curated record
UUUUGUUUGAUGUGUUCUCACAGAUCACAGCUGUGUUUUCAGGAUUUUUCAUCGAGUUUCUAUAUAGUUUGACUAAGUGUAACUAUUCAUAUCUAUCCAACCAAAAUACCAUAUAAAUCUACACACUGUUUCUUAGAAAGACAAGCACAGGAUUAUAAGUAAGAUAGGUACUUACUUACACGGCAGAAAUUAUUUACAUUAAAAAAAUUAUCAGAUAUUUCAGUGUCUUAAAAAUGCCUUUUCUUAAAUCCUGUGAUACAUUCGUUGUGAUGCCUUGUUUGACGAAACACGGUUCAAUGAUAUUUGGAAAAAAUUCAGACCGUCCACAGAAUGAAGUACAAGAAGUUAUUUAUGUAAAAGGAGGUGCUAGAGAACCAAAGCUUAAGUGUACAUACAUAACAAUUGAUGAAAGUCCCGACAUCAUAAACAGUGUAAUAUUGAGCAAACCUGCCUGGAUGUGGGGGGCCGAGAUGGGCGCCAAUGAUAAGAAUGUAGUGAUAGGCAAUGAAGCUGUAUGGACCUGCAAUAAUGAGGGAAGCGGUGAUGCAAGGCAAAAGAGAUUGUUAGGAAUGGAUCUUGUUCGGUUAGGUCUUGAGAGAGGUAACUCAGCAGAAGAUGCCCUAAAUGUCAUAACCAGCCUCCUUGAAAAACAUGGUCAAGGUGGGCCAUGUUCAGAGUUUGAUGAUAGUCAUUUCUAUCACAAUUCCUUUUUAAUAGCUGAUCCUUGUGACGCUUGGGUUUUGGAGACAAGCGGUAGAUUAUGGGCAGCUGAAAAAAUUGAAAAUGGUUAUAGAAAUAUAUCUAAUGGAUUAACUAUUACCACUAAAAUAGACAAACAUUCAGAGAACUUACUUGAGAAAGCAAAAGCCAUGAGUUUGUGGGAUGGACAGAGUGAAUUCAACUUCACCAAAUGUUUUUCAUCGGGUGGCGACGAGUUCCGGCAACUUGAGGGCGAGAAACUCUUGAAAAAACUUAGUUCCAAAGCUUUAUUCGAUGUUCAUAACAUGUUCGAUGUAUUGAGGGACAAAGAGAGUGGCAUUUGUCGGGAGUGUGACGACACAUUCCCUACUCAAGGCAGCCAGGUGUCGAGGCUGUCCUCCACGGGUGUAAACGUUCACUGGUUCACGGCAACUCCUGACCCCAGCGUGUCCUUUUUCAAGCCCUUUGUAUUUGUACCCAGCGCCCAGGUGUCACCGCACACAGCCAGUCCUGACGAGCCAUUAAGGGAACAUCAUUUGUACAAGCUUCAUUCAAAAUUUGUAAGUAGUUUUAAUAAAGAACACACAAUAAAGCAACUGCGAGGUGAAGAAAAAAACUUUCUUAAAGAUUUAGAAAAUAUUGACGAAAACCUCAAGAAUAAUAAAUGCUCCCUGGAUGAUUUUAAAGAUUUGAUGAAAAAUUCGGCGGAAGCAGAAAUCAAUUUACUACAAUAAGGCCUACUGGUCAAUUGAAUGAAUGUGAUAUGUCAUCAAGGUUUUAAAUCUCAAAUAGAAUCCUUAAUAUUUGGUGUAGUUAUAUAAGUUUUUCAAAACUUUAUUCAGUUUUUAAUUCAUACUUGAGAUAAUAAAAAAAUAGAACCUAUAAAUUAAAGAAAAGAAUAAUUUGAUAUUUAUAUGAAGUCAUUGAAAAAUUUGAGAGCAAUAAAUUUAAACAAUUUUUUAAGUUUACCCAUGUUAAGCUAAGUAUCUUUAAUUUAUAAGAGUAAGUGAAAAACAACAAUUAGGCAAUUGCUGAUACGCAUUUGUUAACAGUUCAUAAAAUAAGAGGCUUAUGUGGUGCCUGCGUAGACUUAAGACAAAUACUAGUACCUACUCGUAUUACUACAGAAAUAAUUUCCGUUUUUGCCACGCAUCCCACUGAGUUAUACCAUGGUGUAACAAGUGGGACUAUUAUUUCCCAGUAGUCCCGUGGGAAAGUGACAUUAACUGAAUCGUUACAUGGGACAAACUAAUGGGACUAGUGGAGUUGACACGGAUUUAUUGUAUUUCUUUAGUUGAAGUAUUGUAGAGCGAUAUAUAGAUAUAUAGGUAAGUUUAAAAAAAAACGUUUGAGAAAGAUUUUAUGAAGUAGAUAAUUUAAAAUGAAUAUUAAAGAUGAUUUAGAGAACUUCGUACGCUUUUGUCAAAGUGGUUACAUUAUUAGAUAUUAUUACAUAUUAAUAUUGAGAGGCUUUGGAUUAUUGUCAGUGAUGACGAAGAUUUAAUGUUGAUUAUUCAGUAAUGUUUCUAUAUAUUCUAUUAGAGACUAUUUGUGUGAUGAUGCUGUUUACUUUAAAGCCAUAAUCGUGUUAAUUUAUUCAGAUGUUUAUUAAAAGUACUUGUUAUAUAAAAUUUCACUAUAGAAAUGUGUUUAGUAUUAUUUAUUUAGAUUAAAGUGCCUAUUUAUAAUCAAGACUUUAGAAUUCGGAUAUCGUGACUUUUCUUUUUUAAUUAAUCUUCGUAUAUAGGUACCGAUACGGUAAACAAAUGAUGUAUUUGAUAUUUUUCCUAUCAAUUUAAUUCUUUGAAAAUAUGAUGUAUCAAUCUUUAACAAAAUAAGAAUUCUCAAGGUAAAAACCUGACUUUCCCAAUCCAGGAUCAUAGUAAUAAAAGGCGCAUCCCGGUCACCUCGCCAAGGUGGUCAGGAUGUGACUGUUAGGCAGUAGCCUAUAGUAUGGCAAAUACCUAUAUGAAAAUAUUUUAUCACUCACAAUUUCGCUACAGCUUUUCAUUGUGGUGCUUUUUUUUAUUUAUUUAAUUCUGUGAUACUUUUAUUGUAAAUAUUUAACUUGGCUUGCAAAUAAAUAAAAACCUACUGUGACGUAGUUUUACUUGAAGUUGUAGACACAGCCGAGCGUCGGUGGUCGAAUCGGUAAGGUAAAACGAGUAAUCGAAUCCCACCGCCAAUGAUUAUUUUCGAAGUUAUGUUAUGUACAUUAGUUUGAAUACUAACCGAUGCUCUUUCCACCUCCCGACUAUCCUCCUUUUUCGUUUAACCUAAUAACCGAUGUUCAGAAGUGUUUCCUUGCUGUAACCUCGAAUGCUGUAGGGGCUGAUGACGUAAAAUUGUUUUGCCCAUACAUGACAUUAUCCUCCCUGCUUUAACCCAACUCUUCAACAACUCCCUUUCCACUGGUUGCUUUCCCUCUAUUUGGAAAAAUGGUUUUAUUAUUCCACUAGCUGUUGCCCGCGACUUCAUCCGCGUAAAUUUCUAGUUGAAUAUUGAUCAUACAGUCAGAUACAGACAGACAAAAAAUGUAAAAAAAAAAUUCUAUCGGCUUCAGUCAAAAUAUUAAAUGUACAGACAAAAUAUUUUUACCAUUUUCUUACAUACUUUAAAUUUUUUAUUUCGUAACUUAUUUGCAGGCAAACUCAUGCCUUGAGUUCAUUCAAAUGUCGAUAACUUUUUUUUUAGUGAACCAAUUUUGAUUAAACAAACUUUAAAUGUUUUUCUGAAUUAAAACAAAGCAAUUGUUGAAAGUUUUAAGUAAAUCGGUUCAGUACUUUCGGAAAUAAUCGUGAUCAUACAUACAGACAGACAUACAAGAAAUUAAAAAAAUAUAUUUUUGCUUACUAUUAUUUAUUCUAAGUGUCCCUCUAUCCAUAUCAGUCAAAAAUACUAAAUGUACAGACAAAAUAUUUUUACUGUUUUAUUAUAUAUUAUUCAAUUACCCAAAAAACCCACCCCACCCUAUCCUAUCUAUUCUACCAUUUUUGUCAAAAAUCCUUGAACGUUUAGUUCAGUCACAAUUAAAUUAUUUUCUUCGAAAAAUCAAAUCCUUAAUCCUUCCCAGUCAGGAUUUCGUGCAGGGCACAGUACCGCCUCUGCACUUACCACUAUCGGUGACGACAUACAACUUGCCAUGGACAAUUCGCAGUUGACAAUCCUCACAUUGCUUGAUUUUACAAAUGCAUUCAAUACUGUCGAUCAUGAUGUUCAACUCAGUUUGAUGCGCACUGUGAACAUAUCUCCAUCGGUAAUUAUUUGGUUCAGUUCGUACCUCAGUGGCCGUCAGCAGGGCAUCCGUAUUGAUGAUAACCUAUCAUCAUGGUGCCACAUCUCGGCUGGGGUACCUCAAGGCGGUGUUCUCUCUCCUUUGUUGUUCGCGCUUUUUAUUAACCGUUUCACUGAUAUCCUUCGGUCUUCCUACCAUCUUAUAUGCGGAUGAUCUGCAAAUUUAAUGCCACUCUCCAUUAGCGAUUUCCUCUAUUGAUGGUGAUUUGAUGCGAAUAUCUGACUGGAGAAGAUCUUUUGGAAUUAAGGUGAAUCCGUCUAAAACGCAGGCAAUCAUAAUCGGUAGCUCUUAUUUUAAAUAAUACUAAAAUUGCGCUGACACAACCCCUUCUUCUCCCCCUCCUUGAUUACGCUGAUACUGUUUAUCUCGAUGUCAUCAGUGACAGAGGAACAGUAAAACAAACUCGAGCGUCUUCAAAAAACUUUCUAUUCGUUUCAUAUUUGGGCUUCACAAAUAUGAUCACGUUUCUUCUUUCCGUUCGCAGCUAAAGUGGCUUUCUAUCCGACUCCGUCGCAAUUUGCAUAUUGUGACAAUGCUCUAUUCGGUCUUAUUUAAUCCGUUUUCUCCAUCUUACUUAAAGGAGCGCUUCUAUUUUUAUAGCGAUGCGCAAAGAACACCCGCAGUCUGCGUAGCACGGUUACCCUAAGACUAUGACAUCCAACACUAAUUUUUACUCCCACUCUUUUACUGUACAAGCUGUCUGUCUAUGGAAUGCUCUCCCAGUCGAUAUCAGGAAAGCCCAGACUUUUAAUAGUUUCAAAAAUCUCGUUAGGCCUCAUUAUCUUUCUACUCUAUCCUAAGUAUAUGUUAUUAUUAUGUAUUUAUCUAUGUUUACUUUGUGUAUUUAUGCAUAUUUAUAUAUAUUAUAUAUAGAUAUAUAUUCUGUGUGCAUUUUAUUAUUUUUAAAGAUUUAUUUAUCUUGCUCUGCGCCAACGCCAAUCUCCUGUUUGGUUUCCUUCCACCCAAAGGUUGACCUGGAAGUGAUUGCAUUAGCGAUAAGUCCGCCUCUGUACCACCUCUAUCUGUUUUAUGUUGUUUUGUAUGUUUUACUUUUAUGGUGCAAUAGAGUUUUAUCUAUUUAUCUAUCUAAAGCCAAAAGGAAAGAGUAGACAUAACCACAACCCACAGCAUUCAAUAGGCCAUAAUAGUCAUAAGCGACAACCCAAAAAAAUCAAAUCACACAAUACUUAAUCGACAAAACCGCUUGCCGUUCCAAUCUUAAUUUUGCAAUACCCUACGGGGUUCAUAUAGAAGUUAGGACUGAAAUGUACAAUCAGACUGACUGACAAAAUAACCAUGUCGCAAUGGGGUAAAAACUGAUCAUUUCUUUUAAUAAUUUGCAUCAUAUUAAAUAAUUUUAUCUCAGUUAUUAAUGUAAUAUGUAUAAUUUUAUAUGUAAUAAUUAAGUUAAAUCCUCAAAUGUUUAAAUAAUAUCGUUUGUAUUUAGCUGUUUUUUGUUAAACAUAUAAAGGCUUGUUUUGAUUUGAUUGUAAUAUAACGAAUUUUAACGCAUGGAACUAAUGUGAACCAUUUCCUUUUGUUUUUUGUGUAAACACAUCCCGUGGAAUAGGCCCCAGAUCUAAUUGUAAUAUUUUUUUAUUAUAUGUACAAUGUUGUAUUCUGUUAUGUGUGUGUGUAAAAUGUUUUCUAUAUUUUACUUCGAUCAAAUAUUUCAUGUAAAUUCUGCCCAGUAUCUUGACCUGUAUGGACACAAUCUGCGCAGCUGCUGCAGCUGGAAGCUGUUGGUAAAAGUUAGCUAGUUAUACAUCUAUGGCAUCAAUCUAUCCACUAGAAUCGUCUGUAGCCGGAACCUCUGUGAUUAGUCAGAAUAAAACUAUUUUCUA